Schistocerca piceifrons (Central American locust) is the source of this 402-nucleotide messenger RNA. RefSeq lists its product as uncharacterized. Bases 1 to 402 code for a protein of 133 amino acids. The transcript is spliced from 4 exons. NCBI's taxonomy places the organism in Eukaryota, Metazoa, Arthropoda, Insecta, Orthoptera, Acrididae. The record is from RefSeq and is a predicted model, not a curated record.
AUGAUGUUCUGCUCAUGGGAGGAGACGCUGCCGCCGCGUCGCCACGCAGACGACUCUGCUCCGCCGUCAUACGGGCCGCUCAGUCGGCGACGCAAGGGACAACCACGGUGCGCCGUCGCACUGGAACACCUCCCAUUCGCUGUUAAUGGUCUUCUUCCCUGCAGUUUCGAGGCAAUCCAUGCAACGUUCUACAUCCGACCACUGGAUGAUGGCUACUGCUGGCUGGGUAUUCACGCUUCUGGCCAUAGUUGCGGAUCUACCAUGGUGCGGAGAGAGCGCGGCGGUGAACCUGACGCUGCCCAGAGUGCCUUCGGUGCCGCUGUCCAUGGACGACGACUCGCCGUACCUGCAGGACCUCUACUGGUCCCACAACGACUCCUGGCCCAUCGAUACCCUGGAUGA